Argiope bruennichi is the source of this 312-nucleotide messenger RNA. RefSeq lists its product as uncharacterized. Lineage: Eukaryota; Metazoa; Arthropoda; Arachnida; Araneae; Araneidae. The transcript has a single exon. The coding region runs from base 1 to 312 and encodes 103 amino acids. The record is from RefSeq and is a predicted model, not a curated record.
AUGUAUGCUUAUGCAGCAGUAGCUUUUCUUCGAGUUGAGACGAGCGAGUAUGUCAAAAUGCAGUUGUUAAGUGCUAAAGCCAGAGUUUCCCCAACGGGAAAGAAGACCACUAUUGCAAGACUAGAAUUGUUAGCGGCUACAAUCACUGCAAGCCUUGCCUCAUCUAUCAAAAGAGAGAUCCCGCAUGAAGAAAUCUAUUUGUGGUCUGAUUCAACGACAGUGAUAACUUCGAUAAAGAGAGAAGAUGCUUGGAGUACCUUCGUACGAAACCGUGUUGCUGAAAUCAGAACUUUGACUUCCAAAGAAAAUUGA